Mollisia scopiformis is the source of this 1745-nucleotide messenger RNA. RefSeq names its product beta-lactamase/transpeptidase-like protein. The record is from RefSeq and is a predicted model, not a curated record. The coding region runs from base 423 to 1745 and encodes 440 amino acids. The transcript has 2 exons. Lineage: Eukaryota; Fungi; Ascomycota; Leotiomycetes; Helotiales; Mollisiaceae.
CUAGGUAAGCAUGACUUUAUAUUAUCCUACUUACCUAGGUAGGUAAUCAUAGAAUAUUUCUCAAUCUAUUUCCAUGCGAUUAUGAAAAACAAAGCGACUAUGGUAAGGCACCCCGAAUCAAUUCGUUAAUAACAUCAGGCCAUGGUCAUAUAUCAGACCCGAGCAAAUGGGCCCCAUCAUGGGACGUAGAAACGCAUGGGAUUGUCACAAGAUUUUACGGUAUUACAUUUUUCCGACGUCUCAUUUCACGUUGGAGCUGCGCCUUCUGUAUACAUAUUCCCAACGCCCGCCUUUCAUGGUAUUUCUGUGACCAACAAACAAUCGAGAGAGUACAAAUCCUUUCACGUCGACGCCGUCUCUUCAUAUCGAAGUGCAUUCAAUACAAUUACGCAGCACAGCAAUAAUCUACCUUGAUAUCUCUCAUGGAGAUAUCUACGCGUUUGAAUCGAUUGCAGCCUCUUCUGGAAGAGCUGUUCGACCUCAGUUCCUCGCCUGGAAUCUCCAUAGGCGUCCUCCACGAAGACGUUCCCGCUUGGACAAUUCACCUUGGACGUCGUAGAAUUUCAGAACCAACGCCUCCCGACAACGAUACUCUAUACAAUGUCGCUUCAAUCACAAAACUAAUGACGGCCGGCGUCGUCGCUAACCUCGUUGCCAAAGGUCUGCUUGACUGGGACACUCCUAUCCGCGAAUAUCUCUCGGAAUUUGGGGAGAGAAGGGAUGAAGUUGGACAAAAUGCGACUAUUACGGAUCUUUUGUCUAAUCGAACUGGUCUCUCAGCACAAAACACUUUCUGGGGAGUCAUGAAGGAAGAUAUAUUCCCGGGCGCAGAGCAAAUCCCACGUAUGGCAUGUCAUAUCCCCGCCAUAGGAAAAUUCAGAGAAAGCUUCAUUUACUCGAGCUGGGGUUACGGCCUCGUAACUUCCGCAAUCGAGCGGGUGACUGGCAAGCCAUUCAGUGCCUGCGUGGAAGAGUACAUCUUUCGACCUCUCGGUAUGGUUCGCAGCACGACGAACCUUCCACAAAGUGAUAAAGUCGUCUUCAAACACUGGGUGGGCAUUGAUGGUAUAGCUCAUGAAUUCCCGUGGUCAACUUAUCGUGGUUGGUCUGACGAAACCGGAUUCGGAGGUGCUGUUGGAGCACGCACGACAUUCACAGGCUACAAUGGAUCGAUGAUCUUAGAUCCGCAAUCGCAGACUGCUAUCGUUGUACUGGUCAAUUCUCUACCACUUUUUGACAUUACAGAUGUUGCUGGACAGCUGAUUCUGGGUGCUAUCCUCGAAGAGACCAAUCCACCAGACUACACUAGUCUCUCGAAAUCAGUCCGACAUGUUAACACUCUCCUCUAUGACGCGUACACCGCAGGUUUGGAGAAGAAAAAGACAGAAGUCCCCACACAGUUCCCUCUCAAACAUUAUGAAGGAGAAUACUUCGACAAAGCUAGGAUCAUUUGCUAUUCUGUCUGUGUUUACGGGGAUCGUCAACUGCAAGUAAGAGUGAAAGGGAGCUCUUUGACUUGCUAUAUCUUAGAGUCUUGGGGCGGAGAAUUAUUCUGUCUGAGGCCGGAUCGAGAAGGAGAGCUUUCGCAGAGCAUGUGGCCGUUCACUUCGCUCAAAUCACGCAUGUUCAUGUUCAACUGCAGCCCAGAAGAAGUUCUCAGCUUCACCUGGCACCAUGAUAUCACCCCUGGCAGUAAGCCAGAAACUUUCACGAAAGACUCGCAGAAGUCGAUCGCGAGGCUGUAG